AUGGCUGACCCGCUAAAAGCAAUGCUGAUUAACCCCCUGAUUAUCUCCCCGCUUCCACACCUGCUGUCCCUGCAGGGACCUGAGGGAAUUACGGAAAACGCCCCCCAGAAUUUUCGCCACCUGCAGAAGGCCACAGAGUCUUCCUCCAGUGGGGAAGAAAUUCCUCAUCAUAUUCGCCAAGGCAUUACAUUGAUCGACCCUUUAAGUUAUGUGUAUACAUCCGGAAUAACUGGUCUUCCAAAACCGGCCAUUAUAACUCACCUGCGUUAUAUCCGAGGCGCUUUCCUGAUGGCUGUUCCCACGUUAGGUCGACACGUUAGGGUAGGAAACGGCCUGCGGUCUGAUAUAUGGUUGAAGUUCCAGAGCCGAUUCAAAGUGGACCACAUGGUGGAGUUUUACGCUUCAACAGAGGGGAAUUGCUGGUUUUCUAAUACGUACAACAAACCGCUCUCGUGCGGGCGACUGUCACCCUUUUUGCAACUAGUGUUCCCGAGCUUCUUGGUUAAGUAUGAUCACGAGGACGACGAACCUGUAAGAAAUGAACGUUGUAUCCCUGUCAAGAUAGGAGAACCCGGUCUGUUGAUAGCAGCCAUAAAAGGAAAUUUUACCUUUGAGGGUUAUAAAGGGAACAAAGGGUUGACAGAAAAGAAAAUAUUACGCAACGUUUUCCAACAAGGUGAUGCAUAUUUCAACUCCGGAGACUUACUGUACACCGACAGUAACUAUUUUCUUUACUUCAGUGACAGAGUUGGGGAUACAUUUAGAUGGAAAGGAGAGAACGUUUCCACACUAGAGGUCGCUUACGUUCUAGCUGAGGUAGAAGGCGUGGAGGACGCGAGCGUGUAUGGGGUCAAAGUGCCAGGUAUAGAGGGUAGAUUUGGUAUGGCUGCUGUCACGUUGCAGAAAGAAAAGAAAUUAACAUGGCAACUGUUUGAAAAUAUCUACAAUCGUCUUUCCGACAGUCUCCCAGCUUAUGCCAGGCCACUUUUCCUGCGUGUCCAGCACACAUUAGAUCUGACAGGCACGUACAAACAGAGGAAAGAACAACUCAAAGGACAAGGGUUUAAACCUAGCGAAGUUAAAGACGACAAACUCUACUUCCUGGAUGAGACGAAACGUGCGUUUGUUCCUCUUGAUGCUGAGCUGUACGAACGCAUCAUAAGAGGAGAAGAACGCAUAUAG
Messenger RNA from Lingula anatina, 1182 nucleotides. RefSeq names its product long-chain fatty acid transport protein 2. Gene Ontology annotation, cellular component: endoplasmic reticulum membrane; plasma membrane. Gene Ontology annotation, molecular function: long-chain fatty acid-CoA ligase activity; long-chain fatty acid transmembrane transporter activity. The record is from RefSeq and is a predicted model, not a curated record. Gene Ontology annotation, biological process: long-chain fatty acid import into cell; long-chain fatty acid metabolic process. NCBI's taxonomy places the organism in Eukaryota, Metazoa, Brachiopoda, Lingulata, Lingulida, Lingulidae.